This is a messenger RNA of Ostrea edulis (European flat oyster), 2159 nucleotides long. Its product is annotated as serine/threonine-protein kinase Pink1, mitochondrial-like. The coding region runs from base 60 to 2048 and encodes 662 amino acids. Gene Ontology annotation, molecular function: ATP binding; protein serine/threonine kinase activity. The record is from RefSeq and is a predicted model, not a curated record. Gene Ontology annotation, cellular component: mitochondrion. The transcript has 2 exons. Lineage: Eukaryota; Metazoa; Mollusca; Bivalvia; Ostreida; Ostreidae. Gene Ontology annotation, biological process: protein phosphorylation; regulation of apoptotic process; positive regulation of mitochondrial fission.
UGGUGGGACAUUACGGAAUAAAUCUUACACUUUAUCGCGCGGUGCGAAUAACAUGAUUAAUGCCGAAAAUGCAUUUUCAUGUAAUAAUGAUCCGUGCUUUGUAUGCUUCUUCUCGUAAUUCGUAUUUUGUAAAACGCGAUACUGAACGCACCCUUCAAAUAUGUUUAGACCACAAUGCACUGCGGCAUUAUUUCCCAAAACAACGCAAAUUAUUGCGUGAGAAACAGAGUAAGGUGACAAUCAUGUUCGCUAAAGGAGGGUUUGGUCCACUGGCCCAAACCCUCAGAAAUCCCGAUUAUUUCUUAUUUAACAACUUUUCGGCGAAAAAAUGGUUUGUCAAAGGAAAAGUCUUCUUGGAGAAUAUUUUGAAGCGAAAGCUCAAAAGUUUCGACCAUAGAGGAGAACAGAUCGUGCUCAAAUCCAUCGAACGUCAAAAGAAUGUUCCGAAACUAUCCUCUGGGCUCAGAGGAUUUGCCAGUCGGUAUGCUGUGGCCACUGUCGCACGGGAUCUCCGAAAUCGUGCAGCAUUGGAAUUCUCAAGAAAUCGCCGUCCCAUCUUUUCCUUCGUGGCUGUCAUGUUGUCAACUGCUGCUUCUGACGAAGAUGACACAGUGUCGAGCACUAUUCGCAAUGUCUUCUCUAUGAAAAUGGAACCAACGUCUGAAGACAAGAACAUCUUUCCUACUGCUACAUUCACAGACUUCAAAAUUGGGCAUAUGAUUGGCCAAGGCUGCAAUUCUGCAGUGUAUGAGGCAAGCUUUCAGAAAGGUCAGAUUCCAAACAUGCAGCGGCAGUGUUCUUCUUCAACAGAUGAAUCAGAUGACUUAGAUUCAGAAGGAAGUUUCGAAGUCAUAAUGGAGUCAGAUGAUGACAUUGAAAUAAUUUCUGAAGAAUGGGAGGAAAAGAACACUACAUUUAUUACGAGUGAAACUGAUUCAGAGCCAAAAGACGAACCAUUGCCACAGGAAGUAGCAGAAUUUGACCUAGCUAUCAAAAUGAUGUUCAACUAUGAUUUAGAGUCCAAUGCAGAUGUGAUUUUUAGAGGAAUGAUGAAAGAAAUAACUCCUAUGAGGGUUUCUCCUCAUCUGGAAGAAGAAUCCAUGUGGCUGGCCAGAAAUCGAGUGAAACUAAAACUUCUACCGCCUCAUCCAAAUAUUGUGUACAUGCAAGGCGUCUUUGUUGAUGAAGUUCCAGCGAUUAAAAAUGAUAAACAAAUGUACCCUGCUGCCCUUCCGACUCGACUUAAUCCUGACAAUGGCCUAGGUAGAAAUAAGACUCUUUUUCUGGUGAUGAAAAAGUAUGAUGUUACGCUGAAGAGGUUUCUAUCCCAAAACAAUGUCAACUUGAAUACCAGGUGCUCCCUGCUAGUUCAGCUACUGGAAGGCAUUUUACACAUGACAGAAAAUGAAAUUGCACAUAGAGAUUUGAAAAGUGAUAAUAUUCUGGUAGAUCUUUCCGGUGAGCAACCACAGUUGGUGAUAAGUGACUUUGGUUGUUGUUUAGCUGAAGCUGAUUAUGGACUCGUGAUUCCAUACAAUACCAGUAACAUCGACAAAGGCGGAAAUGCUGCACUAAUGUCUCCUGAAAUUGCAACGGCAGAACCUGGACGAAACGUGUGGCUUGACUACCGAAAAUCUGAUAUUUGGAGCGCUGGAACUUUAGUAUAUGAGAUAUUUGGUGAGGAAAAUCCUUUCUACAAGGGCCCUAUGAAUAGCAGCACAUAUGAUGAAAAAGACCUACCACCCCUACCAGCAGCAGUACCCAAACCAAUUCAAAAAUUAACUAAGCAGUUGCUUAAGAGAGAUCCCAAAUUGAGACCAACGGCUAAAGUCGCUGCAGAUAUUGCACAGAUGUGCAUUUUGUUCCCAGAAUGGCUGAACCGCAAUGAAUCUCCGAUGAUGGAGAUGAUCAGGGAGACAGUUGUGUUGUUAUCAGCAGCUCAUGUGCUAAAACAGAAUGUCAAGAAAAACCACUUGACCACAGUUUUUCUCCAGAGAGUUGAAAUCGCAUCGCUUUUAAAGUCACUCGAGUGGUAUCAUAAUUUUUAAAUGUACAUGAUUGAAGCUUGUUUUCCCAUGUUUCCUGUUUGGGAAUAAAUGUGUGUUAAAGUUUAAGAUGUACUGUAACUUUAAGAUAAAAAUAAAUUAUAACUGACAAAA